Messenger RNA from Oncorhynchus kisutch (coho salmon), 4583 nucleotides. RefSeq names its product mucin-2. The record is from RefSeq and is a predicted model, not a curated record. Lineage: Eukaryota; Metazoa; Chordata; Actinopteri; Salmoniformes; Salmonidae. Bases 330 to 3836 code for a protein of 1168 amino acids. The transcript is spliced from 11 exons.
CUUGACCUUCUCUGUCCCUGCCUUUCUCUCUGUCCUUAUUCUCUCUCUCUCUCUCUUUUACUUCUCUCUCUUUUACUCUUUUUUUCUCUCUCUUUUACUCUUUACUCUCUCCUUUCACUCCGUCCUUAUUCUCAGUCUCUCCCUCCCUCUAUCUGCAGGUGUGGAGGACCGCAGCCUGAGGCUUUAAAGAAGGACAAAGCCUCUGCUGAGAGUGAGAACACAACGCUGUUGGAGAGAGUAGAGGAGAGAAGGAAGAGGAGGAGAGAGGGAGGGAUAGCUACAGUGCAGUAAGGGAGUCUGGUAGAACUGGUUGUUGAAAGGAAAGAGCGAUGGAGUCUUUUGCAGGAGAUGCGGAGGGCAGCGCUGAUGACCUUACAGGAGGAAAGAGGAAGUCCAAGCUGAAGACCCUGAAGACACGUCUGUUUGGGAGGUCCAAGAGAGAGACCCAACUCAGCCAGUCUGCUGGUGAUGUCACUGAGGCGGAGGGGCUGGGCUCAGCUGAGCAUCUGUGUUCAGGCGUGUUGGGAUCACGGGCGUUGUCACAUGACAGUAUCUUCUUGGCCGACCAGGAUCUGUCUGGUCCGGAGCAGCCCAGGGUUCUAUCCCAGGAUAACGUCCAAGGCAGGAUCAAAGAACUCCAGAUGAAGCUCCAGCAGCAGAACAUGCGUCUAGGCCCAUCCCCAAUGGUCCUGCCAAUCAAACGUCCAGAGGACCUGGGGGGCAGCUCAGAAGAUGAUGGUCUGCCCCACAGCCCUCCCGAAAUCUCCAUGGGCGACCGCAGACACCCCCGGGGGGCAUCUUACAAGUUCCCUGCCCCUCCCAGGCACCAUAGCUCUCUGAGUUUAGCAGGAACAGGAAGUGAGGAGGAAGAGCAGGCCACCUCCCAACCCUUGUCCCAUCCCCUCUCUCCCAUGCUCAAACCUCCUCUUACCAGCUUCGUGCACCCCACCCCAUCUGCCCCCCUCUCUGCCUUCUCCCCUGCCUCUCCUGCCUUGGAUUUCAGCACCCCAGCCCAGUUCACCCCCUCCCUGGAUAACUCUGCCGCCCGCCACCGUAUGUCCAUCAAGCCCAGGAACCAGAGGGCCAGUGCCAAGAACAAAAGGCUGACCAUGACUGAAUCGAGACCACGCUCAGAGAGUCUUAACAACUUUGACCGGCCCUUGACAGAGGAGGAAGAGGACGGGCCUGCUAUUACUGGGGGUAAAACACGUUUACGUUCUCACUCUACCCAGAUCCAAAAGUUGGAGCAAGGGGGGUUGACCACCCCCACUGCACCCCCAGAGCUGACACCCCUUAAGUCUGGUCCCACAGAGGCUGAGGGGUGCCCAAAAACCUCCACCUCCACCCCAACCCUCCCCUGCAAGCCCUCUCCACAGGAGCAGCUGCAUCCUGGGGUUGCUCUGAGACCAGUGGAAAUUGUGCCAGGCAAACAGCCACAGUCCUCCUCUGUGACCACAGUACAGGACCUGAGAUACACUCCACAACAGCAGACCCUGAAACUGUCCCUGGGAGACCCCAAGCCCUCAGCCCCAUCCCAAACCAAGAGGGACAUCCUGAGCAAGAGUGGUGUGAAAGAUUCAACCCCCAGCACCGAGGGUAGCACCAAAGAAAACCCAGUCCCGGCCGCCCAGCCCGCAGUUAGCCUGGCCUCAGUGGUGGAUCUCAGAACAUCCUCUCUGAGGUGGAAGCCAGAGACUGUGGCUGCUGGUCAGAGUACCACAGAGCCACCUGCUGGGCCGGAGGACGCAGGUCAGGCAGAGCCAAGGCCAGUCUCUGGAUCCUUCCACUUCUCCAUCAACUCUGCCAGGGAGCGGGAGAGACCCAGGAUGGGAAGUGAUGGUUUCUUGGGAGUGGUGGAGCAGGCUGGGGCUGGGGCGAAGAGGGAGGGGAGGGAGAAGGGGACAGAGGUGAAGUUGACCUCCUCAAACGCCAGCCGGAGGGGGCAGGAGCAGCAUGGGGGCAGGCAAGAGGGAGCCAAGCCCAAAGAAGAGGAGUUGACUGCCAGCGAUAUCGGGGAGAAAGUCUUGGAAGGGGAGGAGAUGGAGGAGGAGAGCAGGGAGGGAGUGGAGGAGGCAGUGGAAGCAAAGGAGGAGGCACAGGAAGAGGAGGAAGAGGGGAAAUCGGCAUUUGGCGUGAAGCUUCGCUCCACCUAUCUCUCUCUGAAGGUCCAGGCGGAGUCAGCCACCAGCCAAUCAGAUCUCAAGAUUAACCGUCAAAGUCAGGAGGUGGGUGCUCUCCCUCUUACCCCUUACACCCUUUCCUCAAAACCCACCGGGCUUGAGGGGCUACAGGACACCCCGCCAACCAACUCAAUGCCCCAAAAGCUCCAUACAAACACCUGGGAUGCCCCAACAACACUGUCUUCACCCAGGGGGAGAGCCGGCUCCCUCAGAGAAGCAGUAACCUCAGCCCAGCCUACCCCCUCACCUCUCACUAAAGAGGCCCAAACCACCCCAGCUAUCCCUAAGGUGGUCCAAACCACCCCUGUCCCAGCCAUGGAAGCCCACACUACCUCCUCAGCCACUCAGGACCCCACGACUGGCCCCCAGGUGCCCCCCAAGGCUACCGUAUCCUGGAUGAGCAUGGCAUGGGGGAAGACCAGGGGCCUCCAGCAGCUCUUCACCAGCAGUCUACCCAGAGAGUUCACUGGCAUGCAGUCCCCAACUCAACCGCAAUGUCAGACCACAACACAACCACAGACGUCGUCACUGGCUCAGAUCAUGACACAAACUCAGAGACAGAAUGCAACACAACCACAGACACAGACGACAAUGCCACCACAGGCUCAGACCGCAGCACAACCACAAUCACAGACCCCAAUGCAACCCCUGACUGCUAAACUACUGCAGUCACAUAAUUCAGCACAACCACCACAGACAGCAGCACAAACACCCACACAGACCACAAAACAACAGCAGACUGACAAAACACCACAGACACAGAACACAACACAACCAAAGACAGUGACUCAACCAUCAACACAGAACACAAAACCAUCAACACAUGUGUCAAACCAAACCAACACUUGGGCAGCACAACCAACCACCGCCCCUCAACCGCUAGCACAAUCUACCCUAAGUUCUGUGUCUCGGGUGACCUCACAGUCCAACCUACGAGCAACCCAGCACACCCUGCGCUCCACUCCACAGACCCAAGCCCAAGCCACACUACGAUCUGCCCCAAUAGGUGCCACUUCCACUCAGCCCCUGGCCUCGUCUUCCCUCUCUUCAAGCCCAAGCUCCACACCCAGCCAGCCCCCCUGGAUCACACGAGGUCACAACCCUACCCCUCAGCCCAAACCAGCCUUAGCCCCAACAACAAACCCAGCCCCAGUCCAAGCUACAGUCCCAGCACUAGGGAGAGGUGACAGGACCUUUGUCCUCCAGGGGAAGAGUGAGGAGGCUGUGCCAACAGAGAAGUGGGUGGACCGGGACAGGCCAGGGACAGUGGGAGGGAGGGCAGCCUUUCUGGAGAAACGGGCGGAGUGGACCCCUCCUGCUGGGAGCAAGGUGGAGCUCAGGAGAACAAGGACCCCACCUGAGUCUCAGCCCACAGCUGAAUCUGCUGCUCCUUCCAAAACGCCACCCACUCACAGAAACACUAAAGUUGCUAAACUUGAUGGGAGGCCAGAAUCAAGCCCAACCAAAGUGGCAGGCAGGCAUGCAGACAGAGAGCACAAAUGGCUGAGAAAGAACAUGGCAACGUCGUCAUCUCCUUCAUCAUCACCUUCGUCAUCAUCCCCCCUGCAGACCAUCUCUGACAGUGGGGGGCAGCCAUCUUGGAUGGAACUGGCCAAGAGGAAGUCAAUGGCCUGGAAUGACAAGACCAUGGACUGAUAGAAUGAGAAAGAAAGAAAGAAAGAAAGAAAGAAAGAAAGAAAGAAAGAAAGAAAGAAAGAAAGAAAGAAAGAAAGAAAGAAAGAAAGAAAGAAAGAAAGAAAGAAAGAAAGAAAGAAAGAAAGAAAGAAAGAAAGAAAGAUGCAGAGAGAGAUAGGGGGAGUUCCUUAUUUAAAUGCACUUAUUGUUAGUUGCUAUAGGCAAGAGUGUCUGCUAAAAUGGCUCAAUUGCAAGUUGUGAGAGUGGUAGAGACGGAGCAAGACAGAGGGAGAGAAACAGCAACAACAGUAGUAAUGGGAAUGUAGCGCGAGUGAUGGACAAAGUGAGAUGUUGAGUUCAUUGAAGUGGAAUUGAAUUGACCUUGGAAGCAAAAGCUAUAGGUAAGCUGUAAAAUCGGCUUCCCUUGACUGUAACAGGCUUACUUUGUUUGUGACAUUUUUUUGUAUUGUAUGUUUGCGUAUGGGAUGACUAUGAUGUAGAAUGGUUCUCUAUCUCUGAAUUAUUUUUCUGUCUCUCUUGGUUUUGAUCCAAACAUAUUUUUGUCCCAAACUCUGGGCUUAUGUUAGAGAUGGGGAAAAUAUUAUUGAUAUAUUGUUAGAAUAACAUUUUAAUUUGAUCUCAGAAAUAAAUAAUGUAUAAGAUAUUUAUGAAAGUAAUACAUGCUUAUGUAUGUGACUAUGAUGCCCCAGUGUUGUUCUAACUAUUUAUCUCUAAUUGUUUAUGAUGAAUAAUAAAAAUACAAAUGUU